Bursaphelenchus okinawaensis is the source of this 4109-nucleotide messenger RNA. NCBI's taxonomy places the organism in Eukaryota, Metazoa, Nematoda, Chromadorea, Rhabditida, Aphelenchoididae. The record is from the annotation of a GenBank genome assembly.
AUGUCAUCAAAAGGCGAGCCGAUGGGAUUCAGAAGGCUGAGAUCGCUACGUCAGCAGAUCAAAGUUGUGCUAGCACCCGUGGUAUUUGCAUUCAUUCCGUUGAUAUGGCCCCGCAAGGUUUGUAGUUUAUAGUUUUUAACCGAACAAACAUGGUGUUCAAACAUUGCAUGGGAAAAGGGUUUAAUCUUUUUUUAGACAUUAUGAUUUUAAACAAUUUAAAAUUAAAAAAAAGGUGAUACGUUUGAUCAACAGGGCCGGAUGGAGUAGGAUAGGGUAGGGUAAGACAGGGUAGGAUAGAAAAGGGUGAAAUAGGGCUACAGUAAACAAAAUUAGAAAAACGUUACUUUUUAGAGUUAAAACGCUUCAUUUACACAACGAAAGUAUAUAACCUGCCCGCUCACAAUCAGCUCAAAAUUUUGUAUAUGAAUUUCUUGCACCACCAAUAGUACUCAAAAAAAAAUUUUGUCUUGUGCUUUUGAGUUUUAAACUCUAAAUUUUUAAGUUUCACGCCAAUUUGGCAAAUUUGGCAUUGUGUUUUUAGCACUUUUUUUGCUUUUUCUAUACAAUCUAUGUUUAAAAAUUUAAAAAUGUAGAUUCAUUUAAAGGUUUUCUACUAGUAUAUCGAAGAAAAAUGACGUAGUUAUAAGCUUGCACACUGCCAAUUUGGCGGGAAAUUCAAAAUGUCAUUCUGUGCUCUCGAUAUUUUUGGGAUACUAUGGAAAUUGCAAUUUAGUACGUUGCUGAAGAUCCUAUGUUUGUUUAUAUGAUCUUUUAUUAUAAAACGUCUGAAGACAAUCAAGACGAAGCAGGUAGACAGCACCUCCUUUGCAAGUUGGUUCCUUUCUUUCAUUUUUUUGACUAGUACAGCACAAUUUAUUGUUCUCUACCUCUUCCACCUGCCCAAAAUGUGACAAAGACAACUCAACAAGCUCACACGAACACCAACCGGUAUAAAACACAUAAAAUUCGCUAUGCAAAACACAUAAAACGGCCUAAAAAUGCAAGAUUGCAACAAAACUUGACCAAAACUUGAGCUUUUUGCAAUUGUCAGGAUUGUAAAGGUGACUGAUAACUAAUUUACGACCAUCUAGUGCAUUCCAUUAAUUACUUGUUAUUUUAUGUGUUCUCUUAUCUCCGUGAUUUUUGAAUUUUCAAACGUAAUUUGUACGAAAUGACAUUGGUCUUUUGUCGAGUGACGUUCCGGCCAUCAAAAACCUGUUUUAUGACCAAACUGUCGGUGAACGUUCUGAAUGGGAAUGAGCUCAAAAUUGGGUCAAAAUUGAUUUUUUUUGUAAUAUAUGAUAAACCAAACGUAUUUCAAAAAGCAAAAAAAAACAAAUUAAAAUUAUGCCCUACCCUAUCUUAUGAAAACCAUAUAAAAACAAGAAUUUAUGUUUCAGGAAGCCUAUGCCGCCUACGUGGUAUGUAUCAUGGCGUACUAUUGGGUGUCCCAAGCCCUACCCAUAGCCGUCACAGCCAUGAUACCCAUCCUCGCCUACCCACUGUUCGGAGUAACAAAUGCUCGACACAUCUCGACCGUCUACUUCUCCGACAGCAACGUUCUCUUCUUCGGGUCAAUGGUAUUGGCAGUAGCAGUUGAAGUCAGUAAUUUUCAUGAGAGAGUGGCGUUGAAGAUCUUAUUGACAACCGGUCCAAAUCCACGAAGACUUUUGCUUGGAUUUAUGUGUGCCACUUCUGUUUUAUCGUUUUUCAUUUCGAAUACGGCUACUACGGCGCUGAUGGUGCCAAUUGUGGUUGCGGUUAUUAAAGAGCUUGAGAAUUGCCAUGCUGAGUAAGUUUUGAUUUUUAAAAACUUGUUUAAAGUUGCUUUUGACUUAAGUUUGUAUUUCUAAUUUGGUUGUGUCACUUUGCUUAAUUUCCAAUAAUUUUGUGACUCUUCGACAAUUUUUCCAAUAUUUUUGUGACGUUUCGUUUAAGUUAAAAUAAAAUGUAAAAAAAUAUUAUAAUAUAAAUAUAAAAGUUACAUUUUACACACUUUUUAGCUUUUUUGAGUUUUUCAAUGACAUUUUGACACUUCGUCUAAUUUUAAAUAAUUUUGUGAAAUUUCGUUAAAAUCGUAAAAACUUUGAAGAAAUAAUGUAUUUUAUUUUCAAGUAUAUGUGAUUUUUAGCUAUUGUUAAAGAUUUUUAUAUUUUCCAAUAACCUUGUGACACUUUGUCAAAUUUUCCAAUAAUUUUUUGCCAUUUCGUCAAAUAAUAAAAUUUUUAAAAAAAUUUAGCACUACAUAAAGGAAGUAUUUAAAGACGAUCAAACACAAAAAUAAAAUUGAUCAAAAUAAUAUUUUUAGAGACAAACUAGAAUCCCAAGCAUCAGACGAGAUAGAAAGUGUAGAAGAAGAAGCUGGUGAUGAAGUGCUAAACCUUACUGGAGUGCCAAAAGAACGUGUCAAUAUAUAUAAAGGUCUGUUAUUAUCAACAUGUUUUACUGCAUCUUCAUCUGGUACAAUUAUGUUAACUGCGACUGGUGCCAAUAUUGUUUUAAGCGGGUAUAUGGAUCAACAGUACGGUAGUAACCAGCCCAUUACAUUCUUCUCAUGGUUAACAUAUGCAUUGCCAAUUUCUGGAGUGCUGACUGUUGUAUUAUACUUUUGGUUGAUAAUACUUUUCAUUGGUUUUAAGUAGGUUUUUGGAGGCUUGAGUUUUUUUUGGGCGGAGUGUUUUUGUUUUUUUGAAUAGGGGUGGUUAUUUUGAAAUUUUUCAGGUCCUUUGAAUCAAGCCAAAAUGACGUUAUCACUAACCUUUUCCGUAAAAAGUACAACAUGCUAGGUCCAAUAAGAUAUGUUGAGAAGAAUCUUAUGGUUAUGUUUGGAUUGAUUGUCACAUUAUGGCUUUUCCGAAACCCUAAAGUCAUCCCUGGCUGGGGCAACAUUUUUACCGCGGGGUAAGUUACCUACACCAAGUUUUGAAUUACCCUACCCUACUCUUAUUCGACCCUACAAUGAAGAACCAAUGUUAUACUAAUUUUUUCAGAUACGUCAGUGACGGUACCGUAGCAAUGUUCGUAUCACUAUUACUGUUCUUUUUACCGGCCGAGAAUCCUUUUACAUACACGGGUACAAAGAAGAUUCCAACAAUAAUGAAUUGGAAGCACAUGCAGGAAAAGUUUGCCUGGAGCACUUUUCUACUGCUGGGUGGUGGUUAUGGUAUAGCUGCUGGUAGGUUUUCCUGUUUAUCAGUGAUUUUACUUUUAUAAAUAUUAUAUGGUAUACUGUAUAUACUUUACUCUAGGCUAUAUUGUAUCUUAUGGUCUACCGUACUCUUGGUUUUACUGUGCCCUAUAACCUAUUGUGCUUUCUGUACUCUCAGCCUUAUUAAAUCAUGUGACCCUACAGUACCCUGGCGGUUAUUGUGCCCUAUGACCUACCAUACAUACUGUUCUUUAGGCUGUAUUAAACCUUAUGAUCUACUUUACUCUAGGAUGUAUUGAAUCAUAAAUCUUCCGUAUUCUAAGCUUUAGCAUGAUCUAUGAGCUACCCUACAUACUGUAGUCUAACAUAAGCUUUAUUGAACCUUAGAACCUAUUGUACUCUAGGGCUUUCCGUGAUUGUACCUACUUUACUCUAAGCUCUACUCUACUCUAUUGCCGGUUGUAUCCUAACAACUAUAACUAAGAUAAAAACCCUUAUUUUAGGAGUAGAAAAGUCAGGCCUAUCAAAACUGAUCAGUCGACAUCUAGCUGAAUUCAAUGAUCUUCCAGACUGGGCCUUCCUCAUGCUCAGUGGCCUCAUAGUAACCUGCCUAACCGAAUUCUCAUCAAACGUAACAACCGCUUCCAUCUUUAUACCUAUGAUGGAUUCGCUAGCGCAAGCUCGUCAGUCUAAUCCAUUACUGUUCAUAUUACCCAUCACAUUAUCAUGCUCCUACUCUUUCAUGUUCCCAGCAGCUACACCUCCGAAUGCCAUUGUGUUUGGACUGAAAGUAAUGAGUUUAAUGGAUAUGGCCAAAGCUGGGGCCAUAUUGAAUAUUGUGGGAUUUGUGCUGUUACAAGGAAUGACCAUGACAUAUGGGUCAUGGAUAUUUGGACUAGAUUCAAUGCCUUCUUGGGCGAAUAAAACGGCUUUGGCAUUGACUUCAUAUGAUGAGUGGUGA